AUGCCUAAUCUCGACGAGCUGCUCAGCAUUAAACGACGGCUUAAAGCCACGGAGAUUACCACCACUCUCCCGUCUGGAGAGGUCAAAAUCGAGAAGCGAGCCGACGAUGGAACCUAUAAAGAAGUUAAAGACUUAGAAUCAUUCGAAUCCGAGCCAAAUGUGUCGAAUCGGCGGCGAAAAAAGGUCGAAUAUCUGCAAAGAAGAGGGUUUAUAGUGGAUUUAGAGCCAGAUUUGGUGGUUGGGGUCGCUACAGAAGAUGUCCUAUUCGGGUCACAAGACGUGGCAGCAGAUAUUCUGAUUCUUCGCAACCAAAAAAUCACGAAUAUCAUUAAUGUGGGCACCGGAAUUCCGAAUCACUUCCCCGAAAAUUUCCAAUAUCUGAAAAUCGAUAUUUUGGACUUGCCCGAGACGAGAAUUGUCGAUUAUUUUGAUGAAGUUUUUGAUUAUAUCAAAAAAGUGCAAGAAAAACGGGGAAAAUGUUUCAUUCAUUGCAAUGCUGGAAUUUCACGAUCCGCCUCGUUUGCAGUUGGUUAUUUGAUGAAAACACAAAAAAUGACGUAUCGUCAGGCAUUCGAAAAGUGCCGCGAGACACGGAGUAAGUAA
This is a messenger RNA of Caenorhabditis briggsae, 603 nucleotides long. Gene Ontology annotation, molecular function: JUN kinase phosphatase activity. The coding region runs from base 1 to 603 and encodes 200 amino acids. The transcript is spliced from 6 exons. The record is from RefSeq and is a predicted model, not a curated record. Gene Ontology annotation, cellular component: cytoplasm. Gene Ontology annotation, biological process: regulation of MAP kinase activity; protein dephosphorylation. Lineage: Eukaryota; Metazoa; Nematoda; Chromadorea; Rhabditida; Rhabditidae.